AUCAUCGUAAGUUUUUCAGUAGGUGUGACGGCCUACAUGUGGAGUGGACAAAUGGCAGACAACAUGAAAAAUUUCUACAUUGAGAUCUACACUCAGUAUCCAAGCACCAUGAGAAAAAAUGAAACCACGAUUCUUAAAAUAUUCCACAACUCUUUUGACUGCUGUGGCACUGGUGAAGAAACUGGAUUUUCUGUGCUUCAUACCUGUCCAGAAGACCAGAAGAUCCAAUUAUCUAGCUGUCCCAAUAAGAUCGAGGACAUGUUCAGCUCCUACGCGCCUCUGAUGCUGGCUGGCUUUCUAGUCUUGUCUGGAAUCAUGACUGUGGCAGUGGUGUGCAGUGUCGUACUCAGCAGACACCUCUCACGGUUUCCCGAACCUCCUCCUGAAUAUGCGAUCGUUUGGGAGGAAAGAAAUAAGAAAUGUUUGACUGAUUUAUUGCUGGGUUGUUUUUCAAAAUGCAAAUAAUGCAUUGUUACCCUGCAUUUUUGGUCCUGGACAGUUUUUAAUAGAAAUCUGUAUCACGUUGUUGUUCAGCCAUGCUUCAUGAUGGAUAUGUUGAGCACCAUAAAAUAUAGGAUAAUACUCUUUUUUUCGUCAAGCAUAUUAAGUACAAAAUUAGUGCUUGAAAACAGGGCACUUUAAUUACAUCAUGGAAGUGUACUUGUUUUUUACCCGGGGAGCAAAGAGGAAGUGCACUGAGGAGACAGUAGAGGAACGCUGCCCUGCUCGAAAAUUAAGAGAAGCUUCUGCUUAAUAACUUUGCUUUUGCUAAUAGUUACUAAAAUGUUAUCCUUAUGUAAACAUAUACUCUUGCAUAUCUAAUAAGAAAAGUUCUGCUGAAUCAUGUAGUUAGGAGAAAUCGUGUAAUCCUUGAUGCUUGCGUUAGGCUAUUGCUGUAACUGCGAGGUGAAGACUUAUUCAAGCCUAUUUUUGAGUUACUGUUUAAUAAAAUGAAACCAUCUUGGUGAUGCAUUAAACCUUUUAAAUAAGACUUGCGAGUGGUUUAUUAUUAAUAAUCUAUUGGGACUGAGAUAUUGUUUCAGCGGGAUGGACAUCACUUGGAUAUUCUGGUGUUUGCUGGUAUUACCGAGGUAAGGAGAAAUCUGUGUAAUUAGAGGCUGAUCUUUUGGAUAGAGAUGUGCAUCAGUUAUUUAUUGGUUUAUCAGGUGAACCUCGCAAUAUUUUCUGCCCGAAUCAUUUGUGUCUGUCUUACUCUGUUACUCUACUCACGCAUAGGAGUUAAUGGCCACCACUUAAUUGGUCACCAAUAAUUGGUUGUGCACAGCAGUGGAGAUUUAAGCAGCACUUCCACCACAGAAGGUGUGAUUGUUUGUGUUAUGUGUUCAUGUCGUGCCGUGUGGUUUUUUUUUUCCUCUAUCUGUUCUUUUGCACUUUAACUUCUUAGUUACCGGUCAUUGGUUCCUGCAACCCGUCAAUCUUCAUCAGUGUCAACGUCACACAAGACCACCUCAAAUAAAAUAGCUCGCCAGUGAGUGUAGUUAGGCGUCUCAGACGCUGAAGACAUUUCCUUUUCAUAUAUUUCUGUUGAUAAAUAGCUUAGGGGAAAUUAAGUAGCUGGAUUUAUUUUCUUUGCUUUAGUACCGCCCUUGUCCCUUCUUCCCUUUCCCUCCGUCUCGUGUAUUGUUCAUGUAAAUAGUGUAUAUGUAUAUACAUUUUCUUUUUUGUUCUGUGACCUCUAAAUUCUUAGUAUUUAAUAAUCACCAACAAAAAUAAAAGCAUUCUC
This is a messenger RNA of Puntigrus tetrazona (Sumatra barb), 1744 nucleotides long. RefSeq names its product CD81 antigen-like. Gene Ontology annotation, cellular component: membrane. The transcript has 5 exons. The record is from RefSeq and is a predicted model, not a curated record. Lineage: Eukaryota; Metazoa; Chordata; Actinopteri; Cypriniformes; Cyprinidae. The coding region runs from base 37 to 465 and encodes 142 amino acids.